Molecule: messenger RNA, 1025 nt
Organism: Haliaeetus leucocephalus (bald eagle)
Lineage: Eukaryota; Metazoa; Chordata; Aves; Accipitriformes; Accipitridae
Gene: GCDH
Product: glutaryl-CoA dehydrogenase
Exons: 6
Coding region: 121-783 (220 amino acids)
Biological process (GO): fatty acid beta-oxidation using acyl-CoA dehydrogenase; fatty-acyl-CoA biosynthetic process
Cellular component (GO): mitochondrial inner membrane
Molecular function (GO): flavin adenine dinucleotide binding; fatty-acyl-CoA binding; glutaryl-CoA dehydrogenase activity
Source: RefSeq, a predicted model, not a curated record
GGCCAAGGGUGGGAGCAGGGGUGUGGGGACCCUCCAGCCCCACUGCCCCCACCCCAUCUCGGCCACCCUCACGCCCCACUGUGCACCCCCCCAGUCUUUGACCGGGAGAUCGUGUCCGAGAUGGGGGCACUGGGUGUGCUGGGCCCCACCAUCAAAGGGUACGGCUGCGCGGGCACCACCUCCGUGGGCUACGGGCUGGUGGCGCGAGAGCUGGAACGGGUGGACAGCAGCUACCGCUCGGUGCUGAGCGUCCAGUCCUCCCUCGUCAUGCACCCCAUCCUGACCUACGGUACCCCUGCCCAGCGGGACCGCUUCCUGCCCCCCCUGGGUGACGGCAUCGCCUGGGGUGCACUGGGCGCCGCCGAGGCCUGCCUGGAGACAGCGCGGCAGUACGUCCUCGACAGGAGCCAGUUUGGGGGGCCGCUGGCACGCAACCAGCUGGUGCAGAAGAAGCUGGCAGACAUGGUGACGGAGAUCGCCCUGGGGCUGCAGGCCUGCCUGCGCCUGGGCCGCCUCAAGGACGAGGGCAGGGCAGCCCCUGAGAUGGUGUCGAUGCUGAAGCGCAACUCGUGUGGGAAGGCACUGGCCAUCGCCCGGGAGGCACGGGACAUGCUGGGGGGGAACGGCAUCUGCGACGAGUACCAUGUCAUCCGGCACGUGAUGAACCUGGAGGCCGUCAAUACCUACGAAGGCACCCACGACAUCCACGCACUGAUCCUGGGCCGAGCCAUCACCGGCAUCCAGGCCUUCGCCCCCAGCAAGCCGCCGGCACCACGGAGCUAGUGGGGGAAGACAGCGCUCAGCACCGCACUGGCAGCAUGCGGCUGUGACGCUCUGCGGCAUGACCGGCCUCGUGCUGCUGCUGGCGGGGCCAGGACGUCACCCAUGGGGGACACAUCCGCUCCUCAUGGGGAAGGACUCGAGGAGGCAGCGCCGAUGACUGGACCCAUGUUACUGAUGGGACUUGGUGUUGCUGACUGGACAGGGUAUUGCUGAACAGACCUGCUGUCACUGACAGGACUUGG